Messenger RNA from Lithohypha guttulata, 1083 nucleotides. RefSeq lists its product as uncharacterized. The record is from RefSeq and is a predicted model, not a curated record. Lineage: Eukaryota; Fungi; Ascomycota; Eurotiomycetes; Chaetothyriales; Trichomeriaceae. The transcript has a single exon. Bases 1 to 1083 code for a protein of 360 amino acids. Gene Ontology annotation, cellular component: cytoplasm. Gene Ontology annotation, molecular function: 2-oxoglutarate-dependent dioxygenase activity.
AUGCCCUCCAUCAUCUUGGACAAGACUACGAAUGAAAACUCUAGACUAGACGGCAACGAGUAUGAUGGCAACCAGAACAAGAAGCUGGUCUUUGGCGGCCAUUCAGAUGCACGGACAACUCGCAUGGGACCACUAGAGUACCGUGGAAGUUUAGAUGGCUUCGAGCAUAUGGAGGUCACCCCUGCCAUAGGCAGAGAAUAUGCUAGCCUACAGCUACGAGCUGUUCUAGCACACAAGGAAUGUGACACAUUGAUACAAGAUAUUGCACGUACGAUUUCUAGUCGUGGCGUUGUAUUCUUGCGCAACCAGGAUAUCACCCCCGAAGAGAUGAAGAUUUUUGUGGAACGAAUGAGCGUUCUAGCUGGAGCACCUUCAUCUUCGAAACUUCAUGUUCAUCCCCUUACUGAGGAAGGAUCUGAGCUUGGCGACCAAAUCAGUCAAAUAUCGAGCGAGAAGCAGAAGAAGGGUGGCGGUCUCACUCACCAGCUUUCAGACACGUCUCGACUAGCUAGUGUCGGCUGGCAUGCUGAUAUUACCUUCGAGCCGGUACCAUCAGACUAUGCUAUGCUCAAAAUACACACUCUGCCACCAACAGGAGGCGAUACGCUCUGGGCGUCAGGAUAUGAGGUAUACAAAAAACUAUCCCCAUCGAUGGCUGCAUACCUCGAAACUCUAACAGCCACACAUGAUGCCACUUUCUUCCAUGAUGAGGCAAGGCGACUUGGGAACCCGCUGCGCCAAACACCGAGAGGUCAUCCCUUGAACAUUGGGACAGGGUUGACUAGUGUUCAUCCCAUUAUCAGAACCAACCCAGUAACUGGUUGGAAGUCUGUGUUCGUGAACAAGGGUUUCACAAGACGCAUCAAUGGUGUCACUAGGGACGAAUCCGAUAUGCUUCUGAAAUAUUUGUUCGACCUGGUAGUGCAUAGCCACGAUGCACAGGUAAGGUUCAAGUGGAACAAGAACGAUGUUGCAGUUUGGGACAAUAGAUCAGUCUGGCACACCGCUACUUAUGACUACUUGGAUGCCAGAGCUGGGGAUAGAGUCUGUAGUCUCGGAGAAGCUCCAUAUCUUGAAGAGUAA